AUGAAGAGGGAGGAGUUGGACGACGGGCACGGCGCUGGUGCUGUUCUCAUCCAGAUCCCACCAGUCUGGGAGGAGCACUUCAGACUCCACCCUGUUCUCCGCCGCCUUCUUCCGCUGCUCCUCGGCGACGGCGACGAGGCUUUUGGUCAGACCCGUGGGCUUCGGCUGCCUGCCCUGCUUAGCAGUCAGCCUUUCACGGAGCCGCCUCCUCUCCUGGUGGCGCCUCUCCCUGGCCUGCCGGCGCUCCUGCUGCCUCGCCGCUUGGAAACGCUGCAGGAAGAGGUCGCGGGCGUACUCGUACAGCUCCACAUCCCAGCGGUUGAGCUGGCGGAUUCUGUGCUGCGUCUCCGGGGGCACCUCCACGCUGGACGCACGCGUACCAUUCAGCUGUGUGAAGGGCGCGAUGAACUCAAGGCUGAAGGUUUGCUCAAAGAGGUACUGGGUCUUCCGCUGGUACUCGGUCAGGCCAAAGAAGGCCAUGCCCCGAAGGUUGCGCUUGGCGCUCUCCAGAAGCACGGCCCAGCGCUCCUCCUCGCUCAUGACAGAGACGUUGUAGCAGCCCACCAGGCUGAGGUCGGCCAACAUGCGGGUCUGGCGGUUACUAGCCAAGUUGAAGGGGCAGUCCAUGAACUCCUGCAGCGAGCAACCCGACCAGUCAUCCCCCGAGUAGCAGCUCGGCAGCUCCGACAGCGUCGGCGAGCGUCCGUCGCACACGUGUAA
Menidia menidia (Atlantic silverside) is the source of this 720-nucleotide messenger RNA. The record is from the annotation of a GenBank genome assembly. NCBI's taxonomy places the organism in Eukaryota, Metazoa, Chordata, Actinopteri, Atheriniformes, Atherinopsidae.